Molecule: messenger RNA, 1173 nt
Organism: Macroventuria anomochaeta
Lineage: Eukaryota; Fungi; Ascomycota; Dothideomycetes; Pleosporales; Didymellaceae
Exons: 2
Coding region: 135-1004 (289 amino acids)
Biological process (GO): translation
Cellular component (GO): ribosome; mitochondrial large ribosomal subunit
Molecular function (GO): structural constituent of ribosome
Source: RefSeq, a predicted model, not a curated record
UCAGGUGACUUGAAUGUGAUGUACUUGUCGAUAUCUAACGCGCCAUCUGAAUGCGGAAUGACUAAGCAGCAUCGCCGAACCGACCUCGAAACUUUCCGUCCAUCACGACACGACCUACGACCAGCCCUCACCCAAUGUCAGCCGCGAUAUCUUGCACGAGGGCCGCGGCCCCGCGCCUCGUCAUCCGCACAUUACGAUGCCAGCGAUACGCCAGCACUCAGGCCGCCGACGCCAUAUCGGAGAACCGUGAAAUGAUCAUCGAGACAGCGCCUGUAGCCAAAGUCACGACGCCAACACCAGUCGCCAAGGGCCACAAGAACACAAGGGCGCCCACGCUCGCCGAGCGCAUGCACAAGGCGCUGUAUCCAGAUCUAUACGUCAAUGGACGGCCAAUUGAGGGCGUGGAGCUGCCCAAGGAUCGCAAAGCGAAGAACGCCGGCGAGGAGAGAAAGCCAAGGAACAAAACCCAUGGCCUCAACAUCAUCGCCCCCGCCCCAGCAAUCAAGAAAACCUGCCCCAUCCCUGUCGCUACAAUCACCGCCGCCUCUCUCAAGACCCUCGACCCAACAGGCGCCCGCACGCGCCUCUUCGACAGACUGAACCCCGAGAGCGCUAAACUCGGCGACAUCCUGCUCGUGCGCCAACGCACCGGCGACCCGUUCGCGGGCGUAUGCAUCAACAUCCGUCGGCGGGGUGUCGACACUGCGAUCCUGCUCCGCGGGCAGCUGACGCGCGUGGGCGUCGAGAUGUGGUACAAGAUUUACAGUCCGCUGGUGGAGGGCAUUGAGGUUGUGCAGCGGGCGGCAAAGAGAGCGCGCAGGGCGAGGCUGACGUAUAUGCGCGAUGUGAAGCACGACAGGGGGAGUGUGGAGAAUGUGGUGCGCCUGUAUUUGAGGCAGAAGGCGGCGUUGGGCGCGAGUGAGCAGAAGAAGACGGGCGAGGCGAAGCAGAAGGCUAUGCAGGGCGGGAAGAAGAACAAGGGCAAGAAUAAGAAUAGGCGGUAGAGAAUGAUUGUUGGAGAUUGGAGGGGACAGGGGGUGGUGUAUCAUAUUGUGGAAUAAAGGGCUGAGUACGAUCAAGAAGUGUGCAGUAUAUGUACUACGUUGUAUGACAUGCAGAUUGGCGUAUCAACAUACACUUAAUGUCUGCAUUGGACACAGCUCGGAUGGCAAA